CCCCUCCCGCCAUGAAUCGCCCCGCCCCGCCCCGCCCCCCACCUUGGGGCAGGUGAGCGGCGGCCAAUGGGCGAGCGCGGGGCAGGUGCCCGCUAACUCUCUCCUUGCAGAGCGGCAGCCAAGGCCUGGCCGGGCAGUUCUAGGAGGAUUGUGGGCCGGGGUCGGUCACAGGGUGACUUGUAAGGGAAAGAGCCAGGAGGACCGCAGAAGCGACUCGCAGUAACAUAAGCAGCCCCGAGCCUUGGGCGGUUGCCGAGAGCUGCCCACUGGGCCGCGGGGACCACGCUCCUGGCCGUGCGCAGUGGCUCAACUCGGUGCUAGGACACUCGCACGCCCCUCGCCGCUCCGCGCCUGGCUCGCCCGCAAGGGCCGAGCGCGGGCGGGCGGGCGGGCGGGGGAGGUGAGGAGUGCGGGCGUGAGUGCAUGUGCCUGGUUCGGUGCACACCCCGCAGGGCGGCAGCGCCAGGGAACCGAGCGCUUUCCAGAGCCCCGCUUCCUCGCUCCGCUUCGGCGGCCGCUAUCAUGUUCCAGCCUGCGGCCAAGCGGGGUUUCACCAUAGAAUCCUUGGUGGCCAAGGAUGGUGGUUCCGGCGGGAGCCCUGGCAGUGGGGGCGCGGGCUCCCAUCCUCUGGCAGUGGCCGCCUCAGAGGAACCGCUCAGGCCCACGGCUCUCAACUACCCUCACCCCAGUGCGGCCGAGGCGGCCUUCGUAAGUGGUUUCCCGGCCGCCGCCGCCGCGGGUGCCGGUCGCUCGCUCUACGGAGGGCCCGAGCUUGUGUUCCCCGAGGCCAUGAACCAUCCGGCGCUGACGGUGCACCCGGCGCACCAGCUGGGAGCCUCCUCGCUGCAACCCCCUCACUCUUUCUUCGGUGCCCAGCAUCGGGACCCUCUCCACUUCUACCCCUGGGUGCUUCGGAAUCGCUUCUUCGGCCACCGCUUCCAGGCAAGCGACGUUCCCCAGGACGGGCUGCUUUUACACGGGCCCUUCGCACGCAAGCCCAAGCGGAUCCGCACGGCCUUCUCGCCCUCGCAGCUGCUGAGGCUGGAGCGAGCCUUUGAAAAGAAUCACUACGUGGUGGGAGCUGAGCGGAAGCAGCUGGCCGGCAGCCUCAGUCUCUCUGAGACGCAGGUGAAGGUGUGGUUCCAGAAUCGGAGGACAAAAUACAAACGGCAGAAGCUGGAGGAGGAAGGGCCUGAGUCCGAGCAGAAGAAGAAGGGUUCCCACCAUAUCAACCGGUGGCGUAUCGCCACGAAGCAGGCCAACGGGGAGGACAUUGAUGUCACCUCUAAUGACUAGGGGAACAAUCAUGAGCCCACAAGGGCAGAGCAUUGCUUGCUGCUGGCCGGGGCCCCAGGGGGCCCAAGCUGGACUCUGGCCAGUCCCUAGCCAGGCUGCAGGGAGGCCUCGAGUCACGGCCCCACAGGGCUUGGAGCCUGGGGCCAUCACUGUCAGAAGGAGAAGAAAAUGGGCUGGCUGAGGCCUGGGACUGCUCAGCCUUCUGGUGGAGAGCCUGCUGCUUGGGUGGGCCAUCAUCACUGCAGCCUCCCAGCUGCUCUCCAUGUCUCUUUCUGUCUUUGUUUUGAGACAUUUCUGUUUUAAUUUAUUUUCCAGGUACCUGCUAUAGUUCUUAGUGAUCCUCUCAUGCCCCCUUCCCUAUGGGAAUAAUAAAAAUCUCUCUCUUAAUUGCACAAUCAUCAUCUUCAACUGUAGAGCCUGGGCGGGUGGGUUGCAGUUCCCAGUGCAGUAGGGGUGGUCAGCAAGGGUGCUCAGGGCCCAGGAGCCUGAAGGGAAGCCUCGCUGGAUCUUUGCAAACUCAUAGAGGAUCAGAAGGGCGGAGAAUCCUUACACAUACAGACUCAAGUGGCUUCUCCAGCUGAGGAGAAUACAGACGAAGGAGUCCUGGGAGUGGGUUAAGGCGGGUCCAAGUCCAGGCCUUGCACAGAUGUACGCAUGUCCAGGAGAAUCCGAGGCAGCCUUUUUUUUUUAAAAAAAAUUCAAAUGCGAGAUCUUACUCUGUUGCUCAAACUGGCUUCCUAGUCACAUCAAUCCCCCUGCCUCAGCCUCCUGGGUACUGGAUUGUAAGUAUGAGGACACACCUAGUGUCCAUGGGCUUAAUGGUGAGCUUGCAGAGGUCAUAGGCAGAGAAAGGCAGGACAGGUCCAGUGAACUCUUGUCCUUCUGCCCUUCAGUUUGUCUGUUUGUCCUUCCCCCUUGACAUACUUCCUCCAUCCUGGAGAAGUUCGACUUGUGUUUCCAGCAGUCUCCCCAGUCAACACCCAGGCCUGCCUCUACUUUACCUCCCAUGAACUCCCCAACCAUCCACUCUAGCCCUCUGCUGCCAUAAAUGGCAGUCACCAACCACUGUCCCAGUUCCCCUUGCAGCCACACCCAUCUACUCCCUCCCUGAGCUAAUCUGUUUCUCUACCUGCAGGAAUGCCCUCCUUUUCUCCCUAACCCCCCAUGUUUCCAUUUUGGGUCCCUCGGCUCCGCUUCCUCUGGUCCAUCCACACCUCACGUCUGUUCUACCCAGCUGGAUUCCAGACCAGACAGUGGUGUCCAGUCACGCUUGGUCAAUGCAGCUUCCGCAGCAUCCCUGCCACCUGCCUGACCCCCGUCUGCUCUCUGGGAAGAACACAGGACAUUAAGGGGCUUCUGUGAAUAUCUAAGAAGGUCCUCCAUGCUGUGGCCAGGAGGGCUCUGUCACCACCCCCCAUCAGGCAGGAUAGUGUCUCAGUCCUGUGCUGACUUGUGGUUUCUCCUACAUUGCUCCUGGUGUCCCUGAGCGAGCAGUCACAACUUUUGCUGGCCUGUGCUGUUCUUCCCAUCUGGGAAGUUGGUGAGUACCCUGUGGACACCUGAUCCAGGUUGAAGGCCCAUGCGUAUUGCCUGGGCUAGGUGCAGAAAAGAACAAGGGUUCUUUUGCCGAGAACACUCCCACUGUCCUCUGGGUACCUUUUUCAACUCUGCCUGUCUUGUUGAUGUCCACUCCAAUUUCCAGAAACCAAAAGACGUUGUUCCUCCUGUCCCCUCCUCCAUCAAAUGAAUACAUCCCACAAAUCUUAAAAGUCUUAACCUGGCUGAUUCUGAAUUAAACCCUCGGCAACUCUUCCUGCCAACCAAGUGCAGUAGUUGUGUGUCGGGAGGGGGGGUGCAUGAACAGGUAGGGUGGGAGUUAGGAGAGGUUCCCAUCUCAGCCCUAGUCGUGGUGGGACAGAAAGGGUAGGCCCUUCCUCUGAAGAUCCUACCAUGCUUGGCUGGGGGGUGGGGUGGGGGAUGGGUCCUGGAAGAUCACAGCAGAAUGCCCUGUCAAGAAGAUAAAGGACUAGAAGGACCGGAAACCUGCCAAUCUUCCUAGGCAGGCCUGCUGGGGCGGGGCGGGAAGCCCCCUCCAUCCCCCCAUGUUGUGCCUCUCCCGCAGACGGUAAAUA
Molecule: messenger RNA, 3428 nt
Organism: Microtus oregoni (creeping vole)
Lineage: Eukaryota; Metazoa; Chordata; Mammalia; Rodentia; Cricetidae
Gene: Emx1
Product: empty spiracles homeobox 1
Exons: 3
Coding region: 424-1296 (290 amino acids)
Biological process (GO): central nervous system development; regulation of DNA-templated transcription; brain development
Molecular function (GO): DNA-binding transcription factor activity, RNA polymerase II-specific; DNA binding
Source: RefSeq, a predicted model, not a curated record